UGCUUUAGAAAAGCAACUUCAGAGAAGACAUGGGAAGGCAAUGAUUUGGGGGUUGGCUAAGAUUUCCCCCCACUUCAGGCACUGGAAUUCUGCAGUCAGCCAGCCCUUUCUGGUGGUGGAUGGGGGCAUGCUUCCCGAACCCACCCGGUUUGGGAAGCCAACCCAGUCCUCGUGGUGUGACAUCCAGUGUGACAGAAAGACUGGAAGGAAAGAAAAAGGAGAUCCUCUAAACAUUGCAAUUGAUAAGAUGACCAAGAAAACAAGAGAUCUAAGGAGACAGCUUCGAAAAGCAGUGAUGGAUCACAUAUCUGAUUCUUUCUUGGAAACCAACGUCCCUUUGCUAGUUCUCAUUGAGGCUGCAAAGAGUGGGAAUGAAAAGGAAGUGAAAGAAUAUGCCCAGGUUUUCCGUGAACAUGCCAACAAACUGGUGGAGGUUGCCAAUUUGGCCUGUUCCAUCUCCAACAAUGAGGAAGGGGUGAAAUUAGUCCGGAUGGCAGCCACCCAGAUUGACAGCCUGUGUCCCCAGGUCAUCAAUGCUGCUCUCACACUGGCUGCCCGACCACAGAGCAAAGUCGCUCAGGAUAACAUGGACGUCUUCAAGGACCAGUGGGAGAAGCAGGUCCGAGUGCUAACAGAGGCUGUGGACGACAUCACCUCAGUGGAUGACUUCCUCUCUGUCUCAGAAAACCAUAUCUUGGAAGAUGUGAACAAGUGCGUGAUAGCCCUCCAAGAGGGGGAUGUGGACACUCUGGAUCGGACUGCGGGAGCCAUCAGGGGCCGGGCAGCUCGAGUCAUACACAUCAUCAAUGCUGAGAUGGAGAACUAUGAAGCUGGGGUUUAUACUGAAAAAGUUCUGGAAGCUACAAAAUUGCUUUCUGAGACAGUGAUGCCACGCUUUGCUGAACAAGUAGAGGUUGCCAUUGAAGCCCUGAGUGCCAACGUCCCUCAACCAUUUGAGGAGAAUGAGUUCAUCGAUGCCUCUCGCCUGGUGUAUGAUGGUGUCCGGGACAUCAGAAAGGCUGUGCUGAUGAUCAGGACUCCAGAAGAACUAGAGGAUGAUUCUGACUUCGAGCAGGAAGAUUAUGAUGUGCGCAGCCGGACAAGUGUUCAGACUGAGGACGACCAGCUCAUUGCAGGGCAGAGUGCACGGGCCAUCAUGGCACAACUACCGCAGGAGGAGAAGGCAAAAAUAGCUGAGCAGGUGGAGAUAUUCCACCAAGAGAAAAGCAAGCUGGAUGCUGAAGUGGCCAAGUGGGACGACAGCGGCAAUGAUAUCAUUGUGCUGGCCAAGCAGAUGUGUAUGAUCAUGAUGGAAAUGACAGACUUCACAAGAGGCAAAGGCCCAUUGAAAAAUACAUCUGAUGUCAUUAAUGCUGCCAAGAAAAUUGCCGAAGCAGGUUCUCGAAUGGACAAAUUAGCCCGCGCUGUGGCUGAUCAGUGUCCUGAUUCAGCAUGUAAGCAGGAUUUAUUAGCCUACCUUCAACGAAUUGCCUUGUAUUGCCAUCAACUUAACAUCUGCAGCAAGGUGAAGGCAGAAGUACAGAAUCUGGGAGGAGAGCUCAUUGUGUCGGGGACAGGAGUUCAGAGCACUUUCACUACCUUUUAUGAGGUAGAUUGUGAUGUCAUAGAUGGGGGCAGGGCUAGUCAACUUUCUACCCACCUCCCAACCUGUGCUGAGGGAGCUCCGAUCGGGAGUGGAAGCAGUGAUUCCUCUAUGCUGGACAGUGCCACAUCACUUAUCCAGGCAGCUAAAAACCUGAUGAAUGCUGUUGUCCUCACGGUGAAAGCAUCCUAUGUGGCCUCAACCAAAUACCAGAAGGUCUACGGGACAGCAGCUGUCAACUCACCUGUUGUGUCUUGGAAGAUGAAAGCUCCAGAGAAGAAGCCUCUUGUGAAGAGAGAAAAGCCUGAAGAAUUCCAGACACGAGUUAGACGAGGUUCUCAGAAGAAACACAUUUCGCCUGUACAGGCUUUAAGUGAAUUCAAAGCAAUGGAUUCCUUCUAGGACGAUAGGCUUUAACAAGAAAGCUUUUUCUGUUUUUUUUUUUUUUUCUUUCUUUUUUCCUUUUAAUUCCAUUUUUGUAUGCAUACCUGCUGACUUGUGUGCCUCUGGCAUGGGGAAAUCAAGGGAACAGUGUCUGUCUGCAUGUAAGAUGAGAUGUGAUCAAUACUACUGAUCCAUCUGUAGCCUGGGAAGGGGACAGGGGAUUCCUGUCCUGAGGUGGCACAGAGCUGUCCUUGGCAACAUUCUCAUUAAAUUGGGCAAAGAGUUCGCAUUGGCGCAAUGUUCAUGGGAGUGGGAGGGAUGGGGAAAAUAAACUUAACUCUACAAAAGCAAACUCUAAUGCAUGCAAGAAUCAUUAGGUUGGCAGGUAUAGUCAUAAGUGAAAAAUCUGGAAAUGUAAUGGUAGAACAUAAAACUUGUAUUGCUUCUGUUUCAGUGCAAAAACGUACUAUCCAAUACGCUUAAAUGUGUGGCCCAGAAAUUGAACAAUUUAACUUUGAAGUCAUAUCCAUGAUAUUAUAUGAAUUUUUAACUGGGUGGGGGGUGAAACUAACUUAACUAGGUCCAGCCUAAAAUGCUUCCUUUAAUCUGCAUUCUGUUUUCUAGUUGUACCAUUACUAGUGAUCAUGUUAUUUUUUUCCCCUUUACUGAAAACAACAAACAUCUAUUUGAGACAAUUAAAGUCUUUCUGGGGGCACUGGAAGCACAAUAUGAUGAUCGAUUUUGCUUUUGCCUUUUUUUUUUAAAUUAAAAUUUGAACUAUGAUUUUGCUAGAAAUAGAAGGCCCAGUGGUGGAAUUUUAGAGGAAUGGAAAUUGACAAUGUGUGAAGGUUUAGAGGCAAAUACAUAGGUGUAGCUUGGAGUGCUGGUAUCUAAUAUACCAUUGUAUCCACUAACUCAAAAUAAACACAUUUAAUCUUGACAU
Propithecus coquereli (Coquerel's sifaka) is the source of this 2930-nucleotide messenger RNA. RefSeq names its product catenin (cadherin-associated protein), alpha 2 (gene CTNNA2). The record is from RefSeq and is a predicted model, not a curated record. The transcript has 13 exons. Gene Ontology annotation, cellular component: adherens junction; catenin complex. NCBI's taxonomy places the organism in Eukaryota, Metazoa, Chordata, Mammalia, Primates, Indriidae. The coding region runs from base 41 to 2005 and encodes 654 amino acids. Gene Ontology annotation, biological process: cell migration; cell-cell adhesion. Gene Ontology annotation, molecular function: beta-catenin binding; cadherin binding; actin filament binding.